This is a messenger RNA of Carassius auratus (goldfish), 2088 nucleotides long. Its product is annotated as early growth response protein 2b. Gene Ontology annotation, biological process: regulation of transcription by RNA polymerase II. Gene Ontology annotation, molecular function: DNA-binding transcription factor activity, RNA polymerase II-specific; RNA polymerase II cis-regulatory region sequence-specific DNA binding. Bases 169 to 1413 code for a protein of 414 amino acids. The transcript has 2 exons. The record is from RefSeq and is a predicted model, not a curated record. NCBI's taxonomy places the organism in Eukaryota, Metazoa, Chordata, Actinopteri, Cypriniformes, Cyprinidae.
UAGCAGCUCCACAAGGAUCUGUCAUUCAACAACACAGAGCCGUCAGAUGGCAUCAUAGUGAACGCUAAACUCACUGACAGCUAUCCACAUGUAACGUUUUGAGCGAGCGUUUGCACUGACACAAAACAUUUUGUGAACAUCGUAACGAGUGCUUCUUAGGACUUCACGAUGACAGCUAAAACUUUGGAGAAAGCCCCUGUAACCAUUGGUGGCUUCGUGCACCCUCUUUCCGAAAGCAUCUACUCAGUGGACGAGAUUGGCACAUCACUGCCAGCAUCUGUGGCUAUAUUUCCAAACGGUGAUUUAGGAGGACAUUACGAGCAUAUAAACCCUGGAGAUGGCUUGAUUGGCGGGGAUAUGAGCACGGAGAAGCGCUCCCUCGACUUGACCUAUUCCAGCAGCUUCGCGCAACCAGCUGGCCCUCGCAACCAAACUUUCACCUACAUGGGAAAGUUUUCCAUCGACUCCCAGUACCCAGGAAACUGGAACCCAGAGGGCGUGAUCAACAUCGUGAGCGCGGGAAUCCUGGGCAUGACCCAGCCAUCCUCAGCAUCCUCGUCACCUGCCUCCUCAGUCUCCCCCAGCCACUUCUCCAGCACCCUCAGCUGCACCAUGGCGCAGAACCAGGCGGACAUGGAGCACAUCUACUCGCCCCCACCGCCCUACUCUGGAUGCGGGGAGGUGUAUCAAGACCCAUCUGCGUUCCUCUCCACCUCCACCUGCCCGAUCUCUUAUCCACCGCCGUCGUACUCGUCCCCAAAGCCAAGCACGGACUCCGGGCUGUUUCCCAUCAUCCCUGACUACGCCGGCUUUUUCCAGCCGCCGUGCCAGAGGGACAUGCAGUCGAUGCCCGACCGCAAACCGUUCUCGUGUCCGAUGGACUCGUUCAGAAUCCCGCCUCCGUUGACCCCCCUGAACACUAUCAGGAACUUUACACUGGGGGGACCGGUGUCUGACGGGCCCCGGCUACCCACAGCCUACAGCCCGCAGAACUUACCCCUCAGGCCCAUCCUGCGCCCGAGGAAAUACCCCAACAGACCCAGCAAGACCCCCGUGCACGAGCGGCCCUACCCCUGCCCGGCGGAGGGCUGCGACAGGCGCUUCUCCCGGUCCGACGAGCUCACCAGACACAUCCGCAUCCACACCGGCCACAAACCCUUCCAGUGUCGGAUAUGCAUGAGGAACUUUAGUCGCAGCGACCACCUGACGACCCAUAUCCGCACGCACACCGGCGAGAAGCCGUUCGCCUGCGACUUUUGCGGGAGAAAGUUCGCGCGAAGCGACGAAAGAAAGAGACACACCAAAAUCCACCUGCGACAGAAGGAGAGGAAAUCAUCCUCGUCGUCCUCCGGAGUGUCCAGCUCGGAGCGCGGCGUCGCCACUGGCAUCUGCUCGUCCAGUUCAAGCCAGUAGACUUUCAGCUGGACCGUACAAUAUCCAACACUAUGUAGGCAAUAUGAUGACAAUAAUAAUGCACCAUUCGUGAUAUAUGAAAACCGGGUGGGCUGAUGAAAGAGAAAUAAAACCACAGUGCCAAAUGGUAUAUGGACACAAUUAUGGUGCGCACUUUUGAAGGUGGUGCGAUAUGUUCGUUUUCUUUUUGCCUCCAAACGCACUUUGUUUGAAUAUUUUAGGCCUAUUAAUUUAAUUAAAAAAUAAAUAACCUUAAAUAGCACGUGGGAGACUCGUGUCUUAGGUAAAAGGAGAAAAGUGGAGUUGUUAACAGAGUUAAUUUAAACAGACUAAACUUUCAAACGUGUCACUAUUUUCUCCCAUAGUCGUGCCUUUCGUCCGUUCAUCUUGUACAUACACCCGGAGGCUUGAAAUAAAAUGUACAUUAUCCUUUAAUAUGAAAGUUUUUGAAGAUAUAUUUUUGUACAAACCGUUUCGUGUCAAAAAGUGUUGCAUUCGUGAUUAAAACAAGGAUCGUGUGUAUAUAGCUGAACUCAUAGCGACUUGACGUUUGUUCUGUGGUUUGUUCUGACUGAUGUAAAUGUAUUUGUUUUGAAGUGACUAAUGCAGGUCAAUAUAUAGGCUAAUGUCCUACUUUGUCCACAUGAAAAUAAUAAACCACACAUGGAUUGUGAA